Diceros bicornis minor is the source of this 5596-nucleotide messenger RNA. RefSeq names its product FERM domain containing 6 (gene FRMD6). Gene Ontology annotation, biological process: positive regulation of hippo signaling. The transcript has 14 exons. The record is from RefSeq and is a predicted model, not a curated record. Lineage: Eukaryota; Metazoa; Chordata; Mammalia; Perissodactyla; Rhinocerotidae. Gene Ontology annotation, cellular component: cytoskeleton; cytoplasmic side of apical plasma membrane. The coding region runs from base 1077 to 2945 and encodes 622 amino acids.
AGGUGGUGAGAAAUGACCAAGACUUAUUUUGUAGGUCGAACCAAUAGGAUUUCCUGGCCAGCUGUUUGAGGAGUAUGAGAAAGAGAUCAGAGUGAGGAUAACACCAAGGCUUUCUACAUAAUUAGGGAGUUUCGUGAGCUGAGAUGGGGGUCUGAUGGAGGAGUGGUUUGGGAAAGAUAACCAGGAGCUGUUUUCAACAUGCUAUGUUCAGCUUUCAAGUAGAGAAGUUGAGUAGGUUGUUGGAUAUAGGAAUUUGGUGUUGAAGGAAGAGGUCCAGGCUGGAGAUACAAAUUUGGAAGUACCAAUAGAAUUUGGAUGAGCUCACUUAGGGAAUGUGUGUAGACAGAGAAAGCAGUCCAUGGACCAAGCCUUGGGUCAUAUCAGUAUUUAUAGUUUGUGGAGGAGAGAAGAAAUCUCAUAAGAAAAUAUUUUAAGCCAAAGGUAUUAUGCACAUAUUUCCAAGAUAGUGGACCUAAUUUGAUGUCUCUACUCCCUAAGUAACAGUAGGGAAGUAACUUCCCUAAGUAACAUGGGAAGAAGGAACUAUGAGUUAUUUUUCUAACUGUGAUGAGGGACUUGGGCUGAGCCUGAGGCGCUUUAGUCUUCAGAGGUUGAGCUGAUAAGGAGGAACCAGUAAAGAAGAUUGAGGAGGAGCAGCCAGAAGUACAGGAGGGAAAUGAGAAGAAUUUCCCUGAAGUCAAGUGAAGAAAGCCUCUUAGGGAGGAGAGUUAAUCAGUGUGUCAUGUGUUGCUGAGAGGUCAAAUAGGCCAGGCACUGGGAGUUGCUCAUUGGAUUUAGGAACUUUGAGGUCAUUGGUGACCUUGACAAGAGCUGUGUCAGUGGAGGAGUGGGGAUGAAAACCUGAUUGGAGUGAAAAGCUUAUGAAAGCUCUUAUUUUUAGUUCCAUUUCUUAUAAAUAAUUCAAUGUUGGAUCAAUGAAGCCUACGUAGCGGAACAUCAUGCUUCUCCAGUAGGGCAUGUGAUGAGGAGCAGAGUUUGGCUUUGGCGUGCUUGGAACUGGAAGACUUGCCGAGGACUCCGAGCCCAGCCCUGACCACUGGAGAGCCCACAACACCAUGAACAAACUGAGCUUCCACAACAACAGAGUCAUGCAAGACCGCCGGAGUGUGUGCAUUUUCCUUCCCAAUGAUGAAUCUCUGAACAUCAUCAUCAAUGUUAAAAUUCUGUGUCACCAGUUGCUGGUCCAGGUGUGUGACCUGCUCAGGCUAAAGGACUGUCACCUCUUUGGACUCAGUGUUAUACAAAAUAAUGAACAUGUGUAUAUGGAAUUGUCACAAAAGCUUUAUAAGUAUUGUCCAAAAGAAUGGAAGAAAGAAGCCAGCAAGGUACGCCAAUACGAAGUCACUUGGGGCAUUGACCACUUUGGGCCCCCCAUGAUCAUCCACUUCCGCGUGCAGUACUACGUGGAAAAUGGCCGGCUGAUCAGUGACAGAGCAGCAAGAUACUACUAUUACUGGCACCUGAGAAAACAAGUUCUUCAUUCUCAGUGUGUGCUCCGGGAGGAGGCCUACUUCCUGCUGGCAGCCUUUGCCCUGCAGGCUGAUCUUGGGAACUUCAAAAGGAAUAAACACUAUGGAAAAUACUUUGAGCCAGAGGCUUACUUCCCAUCUUGGGUUCUUGCCAAGAGAGGGAAAGACUACAUCCUGAAGCACAUCCCAAACAUGCACAAAGAUCAGUUUGCGCUGACGGCUUCCGAGGCUCAUCUUAAAUACAUCAAAGAGGCCGUCCGACUGGACGACGUGGCCGUUCAUUACUACAGACUGUAUAAGGAUAAAAGGGAAAUGGAAGCCUCUCUGACCCUUGGAUUGACCAUGCGUGGAAUCCAGAUUUUUCAGAAUGUAGAUGAAGAGAAACAAUUACUUUACGAUUUCCCCUGGACAAAUGUUGGAAAGUUGGUGUUUGUGGGUAAGAAAUUUGAGAUUUUGCCAGAUGGCUUGCCCUCCGCCAGGAAGCUCAUCUACUACACAGGCUGCCCCAUGCGCUCCAGACACCUCCUGCAACUCCUGAGCAACAGCCACCGCCUCUACAUGAAUCUGCAGCCUGUCCUGCGCCACAUCCGGAAGCUGGAGGAAAGCGAAGAGAAGAAGCAGUACCGGGAAUCGUACAUCAGCGACAACCUGGACCUCGACAUGGACCAGCUGGAGAAGCGGUCCCGGGCCAGCGGGAGCAGCGCUGGCAGCAUGAAGCACAAGCGCCUGUCGCGUCACUCCACCACCAGCCACAGCAGCUCCCACACUUCGGGCAUCGAGGCCGACACCAAGCCCCGGGACACAGGGCCGGAGGACAGCUACUCUGGCAGCGCCAUCCACCGCAAGCUGAAAACCUGCAGCUCGAUGACCAGCCAUGGCAGCUCCCACACCUCAGGAGUGGAGAGUGGCGGCAAGGACCGCCUGGAAGAGGAUUUGCAGGAUGACGAAAUAGAGAUGUUGGUUGAUGACCCCAGGGACUUGGAGCGGAUGAAUGAAGAGUCCCUGGAAGUCAGCCCAGACAUGUGCAUCUAUAUCACGGAGGACAUGCUCCUGUCACGGCAGCUGAAUGGACACUCCGGGUUGAUCGUAAAAGAAGUCGGUUCUUCCACCUCCAGCUCCUCGGAAACAGUUGUCAAACUUCGUGGCCAGAGUACUGAUUCUCUUCCACAGACUAUAUGUCGAAAACCAAAGACCUCCAGCGAUCGACACAGCUUGAGCCUUGAUGACAUCAGACUUAACCAGAAAGACUUCCUGCGCCUUGCAGGUCUGUGUCAAGACACGGCUCAGAGUUACACCUUUGGGUGUGGUCAUGGACUGGACGAGGAAGGCCUCUACUGCAGCAGCUGCUUGGCUCAGCAGUGUGUCAACAUCCAAGAUGCUUUUCCGGUCAAAAGAACCAGCAAAUACUUUUCUCUGGAUCUCACUCACGAUGAAGUUCCAGAGUUUGUUGUAUAAAGUGUGUCUACAUGCAGCUAUACGGGCGGCCUGCUGUUUGCUAGAGGCGGUGAAAGCCAUGUGCUCCUUCUUGACUUAUUAUUGUGCCAUAUUUUCUUCACCCCAAACAUUGCUCUUUCUUUUUCUAUAUAUUUGAGACGGAAAUAAAAGCUUUGGGACAAUUGCACUUUAAGUGUCACACAGAGGUAAGGGAACUACGGAGAAUGUACAACAAGACAAGUGCCCGGGAAGUUCAUGGUCCUUUGAAAGGAGAUGCCUUUGCUAGUUACCAAGCCUUCAGAAUAUUGAGCUGUGGUGUGUUGGAUCAUUGUUUUGUUUUUUAGUUCAAUUACAUGUAACAUCACAUUUUUUAUCAUGUGAAAGAUGUUGUUAGAUAUUUGCUGGUAAAUUAUUUUUUCACUCCCUCAAGAAUGCUCAUGUUUUGAGGGAGAGGCAAGACGAGUCUCUUCUUUUAGUGGGGAGACCAUUGCCUAGUGUGUGGCCAUUACCGCCCACUGGGGCUGUCCCAGAGUGAACCCUCACGAAGCCGUCACAAUCCUGUGGUUCUAGCAAGCCAAAGACGCGUACAUAGCAGAGGCGUGGCCCCGGGUCAAGAAGACGUGAAUUAAGCAAUAACCAGAGACUGCACUCGCUACGAUGCCUUGUGACUCCUUCACGCCUGGUCAGUGCCCUGUCCUCCUGCUCUUCCAGAAAGCUCUAGGGCUCGGCUGAGUUCCUCAUCCAAGUCACAGAUCAGUUGUGUUCAUGUCAUAACACAUUUUGUGGGGUUUCCAAAACCAGUUUCUGUUACAGCUGUGGAAAUGUCUUAGAACAUGUUUGUGCUUGGUGGUGUUUUUUUUUUUAAUCAAGAACAAAUUAUGGUAAUACUAGUUUCUGCUUAACCAAAAUACCCUAACUAUACAUAUAUGUUAUACGUAUAUAAACACAUGAGGCUGUGUGUGUUUAUAUGUGUUUAAAGCUUACUAAUAACUUUUUAUUUUAGUUUCCGUGACUGUCUUGUCUACAUGGUUUUUGUUGUUUAAUAUGGAGGAUGUGUCACUGAAUGAAUAGUACCCGCAGACAAUCAGUUGAUAUAUAGAGUUAAGAAUAACUGUUUUCUCAUGUGUCUUUUGCCGUGAUUCUCAACCCUGGUUGCAUAACAGAAUUAUUUGGGGAGGUUUUAAAAAAAUAACAAUUUGUGGAUCACAUCCCAGAUGAGUUAAAUCAGCCUCUUGUGGUGAGACCCAGGUCGAAUUGCCUUUUCUUUUCAAGUUCUCCAGAUGGAGCCAAUAUGCAACAGAGUUGAAAACCACUGAUCCAGAGGGUGUCUCUUGUUAAUGUUGAAGUAGAAGUGUACGGAAAAUGUUAGUGUUGGAGAAAGGGCCGUUUUUAAGACGGUUUCUGCUACUACUGUUAGGGUACAUAAUGAAACCAAGUCAGGAGAGGCACUUGACCCUCACUGAGAGCAGUGGGGCCGCGCACUUGGGGAGAGUGCUUCAUUCAGCACAAGGUCUUUCUACGAGAUGUUUUUAAUGACUAAGUAUUUUACAUUUGUUUACCAUAUUUUGAUAUACCAUUUUUUCUAUCUACCAGGUUUUAUUAAAAAAAAUUAUAUAUUAUUUUCUAAAGAAACAGUCAUAUUUUUGUACAAAAUUAAGUUUUCAGGUAACAAAGAAAUAGAUUUAGGGUACAGCAGACUUGCAGUGUUACCGUGGGUGAGAGUCAGUAUUACAAACACAUGGAGAAUGUGAACACGCUCCACCUCUGCUGCCCCUCGUGUCCCCACGUGGAUGUGACAGGGCCGUGUCAACACAAGCCUCGUCACAGUAGUUUAACUGACACUUCAAAAGGCAAAAAAAGUCUGUGGAGUUCCAGAGUCAUGAAAUUAUUUUGCUUUUAUCAGAUGUUUUAAAAGAACCAAAGUUUCAGAUAUCAGAAUGUAUAGAAGUGGCUGUCUCUGUAUGAAAGGAUCAUCUAAUGACUUUUAUUGAUAAGUCAUUAAAUAAUCCACCGUUUCUUAUCGAUGCUGGAGAGACAAGUCCUGGUGAGUUUGACUCUAAAGAGCCUGGAUCAUGAUGUGUGGUGCGUUUUCUCAGCUCUUAGUAUUCCUGCGAACAUCGAGGAAAAACGUGUUUAAUUGAAUAGGUAGUGCUCUGUGCUUCGUUUUCUCUAUUCCCUCCGGAGUCAGGGCUCCCGAUUCUGCCAUCGUUGGUGUGGUUUGGCACACCCUCUUUGUAAGUGGAUUUAUAAAUAGUCUUGUGGGUUUUCAAAAAUGAAACAUGCUAAAGACAUUUUUGCUUUUUGAUCCACUGCAGCAGAAUUAUAUAUAUGUAUAUGAAAAUCCAUUUUGAAUGUCUACAUUUUUGUAUUUGGAAAUGGUUUUAAAAAAAUAAAAAAGGAAAAGAAAAGUGUAAAGCUGUUAUUUAUUCUGCAUUUGUUAACAUCCAUUGCUACUCAGCAGACCGAUGUGGGAUAUAUUGCCUCCACACGUCUUCGUUUGUAUUUGCACCAAUGAGCUUUAUAUUUACGUAAACUGUAAAUAGUCCUUUCUGUGAAAGGAUCAUCAUGUCAGGAUGAUACCAAAAGUGUAAAAAAACUGCAUUAUUUUGUAAUUAUUCUUAUAGGCAUUUCAUGGUAAGAUUAGCAGUAAAUAAAGUUACUUUUAAUUUGUC